This is a messenger RNA of Acanthopagrus latus (yellowfin seabream), 8990 nucleotides long. It is a transcript of the gene rims3, whose product is annotated as regulating synaptic membrane exocytosis 3. Gene Ontology annotation, cellular component: presynaptic membrane; cytoskeleton of presynaptic active zone. Gene Ontology annotation, biological process: calcium ion-regulated exocytosis of neurotransmitter; regulation of synaptic plasticity; regulation of membrane potential. Lineage: Eukaryota; Metazoa; Chordata; Actinopteri; Spariformes; Sparidae. Gene Ontology annotation, molecular function: transmembrane transporter binding; small GTPase binding. The coding region runs from base 1123 to 2097 and encodes 324 amino acids. The record is from RefSeq and is a predicted model, not a curated record. The transcript is spliced from 8 exons.
CAAAGAGACAGCAAUAAGCUAUUCUGCUGCUGUAGGGCUCACGGCUCUGCUGACUGGAGCAUAUUUUCAGCUGACGGGGAGUUUGUGAUAAAGGCAAACGGGUGAAGCUGAGCUGGAGCUGCCUCCAGUGUGUGUCUUGGUGUGAGUUUGUGUGUGUGAAAUCAUCCCAAGUCAAUAUAUCACGGCCUGGUCGAAGGCAUUGUGCAUAUAACUAAUACAGUUUAAUAAGAACUGUGCCAGCCAAUCAUAGUCACGCUGCGAUGCUGCCUGACACCACAGAGUUACAGAGCCUACUGCAUCCACCAGGCCCAGAGAUACGACUCCUUCCAGCCUCAACAUCCCCAUCAGAAGACGGGAAACAGAGGAGACCCAGCUAGAAGUGCGUCUGCAGGUGGAGCCGACACAAUCCAAGGAGGAAGACUUACCUGCACAGAACAGAGCCCGAAGAGAAACCAAAGAAGAACAAGACCAUCUGUCUGCUAAAUCAAAUGAUGAGAAUUACACAGUUCAUCAAAAUGAAACAUUCCAUUUCUGCAGAAAGUUUCAGGUUAUUAAAUUGUGUAUUAUUGUGAAAGAAGCAUUCUACCCUUGUAGCUGAUCCGGAUGGAGUAAACGACGACAUGAAAAGGUGUUAAGCAAAGUAAAAUGAUUACAAGUACCUCAAAUGAGUGAAUGUACUUUGUUACUUUGGUUAGGAUUAGUCUAAUGACUCAUGUCUAAUGCAUUUAGUAUUUUGUCUUUAAAGGAGCAGUACUACGCUUUUUUCUUUCCCUUCUCUUCAGUGCUGUUCAGGUUCUCGUGCAUGUUGAAAGUUGAAAAUGUCAAAGUCUGCACCAGUGGAGGCUCCUGUCUCAGAUAACUCCGUGCCUGAAACGCCUCCAGCGCGCCUCUCACCGCGCCUUGGAUGCCGUGUGAUCAGCAGCGCAGAGCGGAGCAGAGAGCGUCCAGCACACCGCCGUCUGCAACCAGCACCGCAACAAUAAAACCCAAAACGAUGACAUUCUUACAGAUACGACACAAACAAACCAUCAUUUGACAACUUCCGAGCCUGCACCUUGCCUUCGCCGCUCCUUGCUGUAAGUGCCCUGCUCCAACUCUCCGGCCCUGCAGUCCAGCGGGACCAUGAUGCUCAGCAGCUCCGUGGAGGUGCCCAGCCCGGGCGGGAUGAGCGGCCUUAGCGGGCUUAGCGCGGCGGCCCGGAACGUGGUGCGCUCCUCCAGCAUCUCGGGGGCGAUGUACAGCCUGGAUAAGAGUCCCGGCAGCGGGGGCCCAGACUCCGCAUCACUGGCCGGCAACAAGAAGCGGCGCUCCAGUCUGGGAGCCAAGAUGGUGGCCAUCGUGGGGUUGUCGCAGUGGAGCAAGAGCACACAGCAGCUCAACCAGCAAGACGGCGGGACGAAGAAGCUUCGCAGCACCAUCAGACGGAGCACGGAGACCGGCAUCGCGGUGGAGAUGAGGAACCGGGUGACACGGCAGGGCAGCAAGGACUCCACCGACGGCAGCACCAACUCCAACAGCUCCGACGGAACGUUUGUCUUCCCUACAACACGCCUGGGGCCUGAGAGCCAGUUCAGUGACUUCCUGGACGGACUAGGCCCCGCUCAGAUCGUAGGCCGGCAAACACUAGCUACACCCCCCAUGGGGGAUGUCCAUGUAGGCAUGGUGGACAGAGGAGGGCAGCUGGAGGUGGAGGUCAACCAGGCCAGAGGGUUGACCCCCAAACCGGGCUCCAAGAACAUACCAGCGACCUACGUGAAGGUGUAUGUGCUGGAGAAUGGCGUGUGCUUGGCCAAGAAGAAAACCAAAGUAGUGAAGAGGAAUCUGGACCCCACCUACCAGCAGGCUCUGUUGUUUGAUGAGAGUCCUCAGGGCAAAGUCCUACAGGUAAUAGUGUGGGGGGAUUACGGGCGUAUGGACCACAAGUGCUUCAUGGGAAUGGCCCAGAUCCUCCUGGAGGACUUGGACCUGUCUGCCACAGUCAGCGGCUGGUACAAGCUGUUCCCUACCUCCUCCCUGGCAGAUCCCAGCAUCGGACCCCUCACCAGACGCCUCUCCCAGUCCUCCCUGGAGAGCGCCACCAGCCCCUCGUGCACCUAGACACCCGAGUAGACACCCACAUGCGCAGGCACAGGCAGAGUCAUGCAGACAUGGACACACGUACUGUAUAUACACAACGACUGUAUUUGAAGUGCAGGACAGGUAGACACACACACACACACACACACACACACACACACACAUAUAUAAACCUACAUGUGCAUCUGUGCAGGAAGAAUCUCAUCCACAUGACGACACACAUCCUUUUACUGGACAUUAUCUUACACCGUCCAUAUUCUCACACUCACCUGAUCUGUGUUUUUAGUCGAGAGGACGUUUAGCUUGAAGUACAAACGUAAUUUUACUGGAGCACGUCACAUUUCUCACCCUCCCAUUCCGACACGUCCCGCCGCGACACACGCCGACGACCCGCCGGGUGCCAUAUUCUGCAUUCCAAAGUACCAGAUCUCCGUGGCACGACUCAUCCCAGGGUUCAUCCCGAUGCCAGUUUCUAAACUCUCUAUGCCAAACUAAGAAAAAAAACUUUAUUUUUUAAAACCAAAGCAAUUGUUAUUGUUGUUAUUAUUACUAUAAGUAGUAGGUGAAGUAGUAUACAAUAUAAAGUAUGGAUAUGUAGCAGAGUCAAUGACUUAGAUGUAAUGCAAAAAAAGAAGACACAUUCUACACACACGGGCUGAGAACGGUAGGCCAAACACAUAGACACACCUGGGCAACAGGCUUGGACAUUCACAUAAUGGCUAUUAUGUGAGGUAGCAACACUGCUAUUCUAUAAUUUUCACAGGGCAGAAUUUAUAUAUAGAUAUACAUAUAUAUAUAUAAAUAGAUAGUAAAAGACUUAUUUGUGUUUAUGUAUGUAUCGGCUGCAUUCUGCAUGUUUGCUUGCAACCCUCGUAGAGACAUUUUAAAGUGCUUCGAUCUUUUUCAUUUAGCUUGACCGGUGUAACGGGAGUAUAGUGGCGCUUUAUUUUGCAAUCCGAGUUAAAAACAGCACUGCACUGAGCGAGGGAGGAGAGGGACAGGGAGAGCGCCAUCACCGCCAUCUGCAGAAGAAGAGAGUGAAUUAGUCAGCCAGCUUUACCCAGAAACACAUUUCUGAUCCUGCCUUCGUCUUCAGAGUCUACAGGACCGUUGUAGCACACAGGGCGCUCAGCACGAAGGUGUCGUCGGAAAUGUGUCCAGCUCCUGUCUGGAGUUCUUGUGUUCCACAUCCAGGGGGUGCCACAGUCUCUUCUCUGUGUACUCUAUACCAGCACCUAGACUUGUUUGAACUUCCUGUUGAUUUUCCCUGUCGUGAUGUCAUCUUUUUUCACACUUCUUCCUGAAUCGAUGAAGGAGGUAAGCGUGCCUCUGUCUUUUCUCGCCACAGCUGGCGCCGACUACAACGCUCAGCCCUCCACUCGUCUCCUCCGUCACACCGAUUGUAUCCAAACCUGUUGUAAAUGUGUAAAACAUGUAUUUGAUUUCUUUUUGAUAUCCGACUAUUUUAUGCCAGUAUUUCUUUGCGAGCAGGGUGAUUGCGACCCUGCCACAUGUGGUGAUUUUACUUGUUUCAGGUGCAAUAUGUCACUCCUCAUAUUUCCUGUCAGGCUGUUUGUAAUGAAGACGGCACUUUACUGUAAAAUAUGUAUUAUGUUCGAACAUGGUUGAUCACCUGUUUACUUAUUCUGUUUUAUGUUUUCGGUCACACACACUGCAGUGUGCGCCUCUGAAUCUUUUAAUGGAAUUCCAGCAUGGAAAUGUAACUCAAGUGUAUUUUGAAUGUCAGCGUGAGGGCUCACUAGGACAGUCCAAACAGGUCGCUUCUGCCACUGAAGUCUGAGAAAAUCAUUUGUUUGCAAAACAAAGUUAAAUCAUCUACAGCAUACACGUGCACAAGUGAGUAUGUUUAAAUUUUGACCUUUUGUUAAAGGUGAAAAAAAGUAGUUUUUUUUGCCACCGGUUGAAUUCAUCCUCCAAACAAACCGGGGCAGCGUUUGACCAGAGUAAAGACUAACUGCUGCUAACUGCUGCUAACUGCAGCUGCUGUAAGCUACUUAGCUCAGUUAGCCAUGCAGUUAGCACACCCCUUAGCUGCCUCUGCCUGGACAGGGAGCUUGGAGUACGGAGGGAGUUCUGGUUUUGUUUACUUCUGGAAGAAAGUGUCCAGGGGCUAACUAGUUAGCAUGCAACAGACCUCUUGGACACAACUUAAAACAACUUCUUCACAUUCUGUCGAUAAUUUGCGCUAAUCACUGAAUGGUUUAAACUCAAAUUCUUACAAAGUGCACCUUUAAAACCAGAACAGAUGCUUUUUGUGUCUAUUUUUUACAGAAAUGCCACUUGGCUCUCUCUAUUUGAAGCGUUUUAAGUAAGACUGACCUGUCGGCUGUUAAAGGACAAUGUGCAAUGGUUCACUGAUAGCAGAAGAGUGGCGGAGCAAACUAAGCUAAUGGUGUUUACUGUUUUUCUUUAAGAUAAAAAUAUAUUUUCCCUCUGUGGAGCUUGCUUUGAAUCCGUCUGUCCUGAGACCAACACCAACCUUGUGUAUUGAUGAAGACAUUUGAAGACUGUCGUACUCAUGUUACCUGAUUGUCUCGAGCUAUAGGCUCUUAAAAGCUUGUGUGUGUUUACGAGCUCACGUUACGUUUUUAUCGCCGCCACAUGGUCGAUCGUCUGCUGAGGACUGUUUCGCUUGUUCCUCUCGUCAUCUCUCUGCAAAAAGGGAAACUCUGAGGCGUUUCAUCCUCUCAGCACCUCAGACCAACAGAAUUCACAUUCUCUUUUGAACUUUGGAUAAAGGGAUCUCUGGCAUUCUUGAAUUUUUUUUAAGAUUAAGAUGACGGUCACUUUUGACCCUCCCAUCAUGUACACAGCCCUUUUUAGAUGAACCGUCAAGGUCCUGGUUCCAAUUUCUUUGUACGUUUUGGAGCUAUUCCUUGGUGGAUCUGCUACAGUGAUGCUCGUGUAUAUGAAUUAAUUUUAUGUACCUUAUUAAUUUCUAUCUAUUUUUGUGGACAGUUGGCAUGAUGUAAAAAUAAGGACUUAUAAUACUCUUGGUAUUUGCACACGUUCUCUUCAGUGCGCCUUUUGUGAGGACAAAAAAAAAAAAAAAGCUUGUUUGACGAAAUGGAGAGAACAUAAAUCAAAAAAAUAUAGAAAUAGAAAUCUAGAAGAAAUAACUAGACUUAUUUAACAUCCCUGAAUGUUUAGUCCUUGGUAAACUCUUAAAAAAAUGCUGUUAAUAUUUUUCCAUGAGCUUAUAUGAGACCCGUGUGUGUCCCCCUUCUCUGUAUAUUGAGUAGCCCUAGACAUUAACAGUACUACCGACUGAAAGCAGAGGGAGAGACGAAGCAAAGAGAUGUAUGAUUAAAGUGAUUUCUAUUGAGAGCGUUAGCCGAAUUUUGAUUCCUGCAACCAAAAGGAAAGUUGCAACAUUGCCGUUCUUCUAAGUGUUGUGAGGGUCGAGUUGUCUUUAUUGUGCUGUGUGAUAAAACUGAGUGACAAGGUGCGAGUCAGAGGUCUAAAUGUGUAGAUAUAUUUUAAAGAAGCCACCUGUGAACUCACGUUGUUGAGCGCGGUGAGGAGAAUUUAAGGAUCAGGGUUUCCAUAGAUGAACAUUAACAUCUAUUUCUCUCAUCAUAGCAUUUUACGGUCCUAUACAUUAGAGAGAAUUUACUGUAGUAUCACAUAAAUAAGAUGCAUUGUCUCAUCACAUGGUCAUUAUUUAUUUGGACAAAGACUCGACUGGUUUAAGUCAGUCGAGAAAGGAGGCUGAAAGGGAGGUGAAAGGCUCACGGGCAGCAGGGCAGAGUUACAGCAGGUCGUCGGAGAGUCCGAACGGUUUUGGGAAGUUAAGCGAUGCUUCGAUGUUUUCUGUAAAUGUGAUGGAAGAUGCGUUCAAGAACAUUGGCUAAAUGUUGUAUUAACCAAAGCGUCGAUUAGAGACUGAGCAGUUUAUGGGAAACACAAGCCUUUCGCCAGAAUGAACGUUGGCAGUGUACAUUUCUGCAAACCAAACGUUACAUUUUAGUUGUCUUUAUGUUCAAGUCUUAAUUUCAUGUUGUGACAGCGUGUAGCUCGUGGUCCGGUUAGGUCACCACAAACACGGCUGGAAAUUCUCCUGUCAAAAAUAUCACGCUGACAAAUGUUGAACGUUAUCAAAAACACUUACAAAUGCUAACAUGCAGUCUUCAACGGUGAUCUGGCGUAAAAAAUAUCCAGUGGGUUCACAGUCACAAAUGUUUCGAUGCCUGCUUGAAUCCCAUUAAAAAUAUCCAGUUCUUACAAAUGUUAACAUUCUGCCAAACGCACCUAUAAAUGUUAAAAUGAACUCUUGUUAAAAUUUUCCAGUGAUGUCAUGCUUUUAAAUGUUAAAACACCGUCUUGAACAGUGAUCUAUUGUAACAAUAAAAAUAUCCACUGGUUCCAUUCUUACUGACGCGCUUACUAAUGUUAAAUCUAUACAGUGGUUUCACGCGUGCAGAUGUUUAAACACCGUCUCUCUCAGUGGCAUCUCCUUAGAACAUAUCCAGUGGUUUCACAUUUACAAAUCCAAAAACACUUUCUUGAACGGUCUCUUGUUGAAAAUAUCCACUGGUUGCAUUCUUAUAAAACUGAAACAGCGAUCUCUCAUGAAAAACAUCCAGUGGUUUCACGCUUACAAAUGUCGAAACGUAACCUCAAAGUCUUGCCUGGCUGUGAUGCCGCCACCAUGCACGACAGUCGGCUCAUAUACAUAACGUAAUGUAGAAAUGCUGUAAUGAAAUUUGAUUGCAGAAAUGUACACAGUCGACACGUCCCUCUCGUGACUGGGCUGAUCAGCACGGAGCAGUUAGCGCUUGUGUUUCAGACAGGUGGAGGUGCUGUCAGCGUCUCAUCGCGGCUCGGCUGAGGUUGGAAUGUAAACCCAUACACGCUGCUCGCUUGCUUCCCCCGUAAAGUCCACGUCGAGCAUUCUCCGAAUCAGUUUUUAUUUUGUGCAGAACUUUUAUAAUGUAUCCUCGAUCAACCCGAGUUGUCUCUUGUUGAGCGCUAUGUUGAAAAUGUGUUUUAUUUUUGUAAGGAGAGAGGUUUUAUUCUGAGGAUGAGGAGGAGGAGAGAGAGAGAGAGUCAGAGAGGAGGUGUGGGCAAAAACCUGCCUUUAGAUUUAUUGUGUAAAAUGAGGGCUUGUUCAGUUUACAAUGGCCUUAUUUUUGUGUAGGAGACAUUGCUUCACUAUUGUAGCACACAACUGAAAGUUUUGACAAAUGUAUUUUGCUUGAAAUAUUGUACUGAAGUUAUAUAUGUGUAUAUGUAUAGUUUUAUGAAUGUAUUUCUUAUCCUUACACCAGAACUGAGUGUAAUUCUUCUGUCAUCUUGUUUGCUAUACCGUCUCUUUGAAGACUUUCCAGGGACCUCGCCUGCGUUGGUUCAGGCGCCCCCCAACUACUUUUACUGUACUGUAUUCUGUACGUCUUAUUCUUUGUGUGUGUUCAUUUGAAAGAGCAGCUCUUGUGGUUUGAAAAACGAGCAUGAAACUCUGUCUGGCGAAAUGCAUUUUUAUUUAUUUGAAUCGCCACGAUGGGCGUUGAACAGAACGGAUCGCUAUUCCCCCGUCCUGCAGCGACAAACUAAUCGAUUUAUCUACCAAGCUGAUGGGAUUGUUAUAAUUUUUUGUACUUUAAACUAGAAAAUGUUUGCAGCAUGGUUACUCCGAUGACUUUCUUGUAUUUAAUCUUUAUGAUGGUAUGAUAUUGAUGAUGAUGAUAAUGUUAUCGACAACUGACGAGUGAUGAGGAAGUCAAUUAGACCCAGUAUGAAAAUCAAAGGAAAUUCAUUGAAAUGCAAAUGAAAAAGAAAAAAAAAUGCUGUAACUUAACGUAGCAUGGACCUUAGCUUUCCAUUUUCUGAACUUCUUCUUCUGGCAAUAACCACCGGCUGUAGCCUCCACUGUUCUCUACGUCUGGCUUCGGCCUCGUUCUCACUCAUUCGGUCGUAGCAAACCUCAGGCUGAAUCCGGAUCAGCUGAUGAUGACGAAUAGAAUCACAUUGUCGAGCACUAGAAGCGACUUAGACUCAGCCGAGCAUGCGAUGCAUUGUGAAGAACUGUUAUUUUAUGAUCGCCCCCACGAGCAACAAAUUUCUAUCUUUUUAACUUCUUAUCUGACUCUUUUGUUUUCUAACGGAGCAUGCGCUCCACAUGUCUGUUUGCCAAUGUAGCAGCUGUCAACGAGAACAAAAACAGACAUGAUUCCUGAGCUGAUGGGAGAGUUUUCCACUGCUGAAUAUGCCAGUACGUCUUCAUCUGCGUCUGUAAACGUCUGUAAUCGCAGCACAAGUUUCCUAAGUAGGCAUUUUUUGUCCUUUUAGCUGUCUCUUACUAUACUAAGGCCACUGUAGCUCUCCUCCCCGCUGUCAAGACAACCUUCAGUUUAUCAAACCCAGCAAAGCACAAACCGCACUAAAACAACCCCAACGAACGGCCGAAUGUGGGACGACUGAUGACAUUUAAUGAUGUUAGCAUCUCGGAGUCAAAUGCAAAGAAGGACGGGAGCAUCAAAACGUUCAGCCGAGUUAAAUCAGAUUGCUGGUGUUGGUAAAAGAGCGGUUGUCUUUUCUACACCGGCCUUAACCUUUCCCACUGAGGAGUGUUCACAGAGUACGUUUCAAAGGGCAAAGCAUAGCAGACGGUCUGAGGAAAGGAUGCAGUUUAUGGCAAAGAAGAGAAAAAGGGAGCUGUAAUUUUAUACCUGUGCUUUGUAAAUGUUUUCUAUGUGCAGUAUUUGAUAAUGUAAAACUGGUAUUUUUGUGGUUUGUACGCUGCAGAAUUGAUUACUUAAGGUGCACGUAGUUUUGUAAGAAAAUAGAACCAAACUGAGGAAAAAAAAAAAGAACAAUUUCGGAUUCAGAAGCCUGUAUUUGCAUGCCCUUUGACAUCUGGACGCAAAGUCAAUAAAGUUUAUUUGAAUCACAAA